This is a messenger RNA of Homo sapiens (human), 393 nucleotides long. It is a transcript of the gene MT1B, whose product is annotated as metallothionein 1B. The coding region runs from base 69 to 254 and encodes 61 amino acids. The record is from RefSeq and is marked reviewed. Lineage: Eukaryota; Metazoa; Chordata; Mammalia; Primates; Hominidae. The transcript has 3 exons. Gene Ontology annotation, molecular function: metal ion binding.
AUCACACCUUCCUCCUGCCCUGACUUCUCAUAUCUUGCCUAGGAACUCCAGGCUUGUCUUGGCUCCAAAUGGAUCCCAACUGCUCCUGCACCACAGGUGGCUCCUGUGCCUGCGCCGGCUCCUGCAAGUGCAAAGAGUGCAAAUGUACCUCCUGCAAGAAGUGCUGCUGCUCUUGCUGCCCCGUGGGCUGUGCCAAGUGUGCCCAGGGCUGUGUCUGCAAAGGCUCAUCAGAGAAGUGCCGCUGCUGUGCCUGAUGUUGGGAGAGCCCUGCUCCCAGACAUAAAUAGAGCAACCAGUACUAACCUGGAUUUUUUUUUUUAACUACCCUGACCGGUUUGCUACAUUCUUUUUUCUAUUCAAUAUGUGAAAGACAAUAAAACACUUUUGACUUGA